Messenger RNA from Eptesicus fuscus (big brown bat), 1401 nucleotides. It is a transcript of the gene CENPN, whose product is annotated as centromere protein N. The record is from RefSeq and is a predicted model, not a curated record. The transcript has 11 exons. The coding region runs from base 115 to 1134 and encodes 339 amino acids. Gene Ontology annotation, biological process: chromosome segregation; CENP-A containing chromatin assembly. NCBI's taxonomy places the organism in Eukaryota, Metazoa, Chordata, Mammalia, Chiroptera, Vespertilionidae.
CCCGGUGGGCGGGGCUCCAGGGCGGCGGGACCUGCCAUUGGUGGCUUUGAAGGCUCAGCGGGCGCGAAUAGCUGUAAGAAGUGAGGCGGCCGGCGAUGUGAACGUGCCAAAGAAAUGGAUGAAAUUGUUGCCGAGUUUAUCAAAAGGACCAUCUUGAAAAUCCCAAUGGCUGAAAUGAUAACAAUCCUGAAAGCCUGGGAUUUUUUGUCUGAAAAUCAACUGCAGACUAUAAACUUCCGGAAGAGAAAGGAAUCUCUUGUUCAUGACUUGGUUAUGCUUUGUGAGGAGAAGCAUGCGAGUGUCAAUGAUGCUGCCCUUUUAGACAUUAUUUAUACUCAAUUUCAUCAGCACCAGAAAGUUUGGGAUGUUUUUCAGAUGACUAAAGAACCAGGUGAAGAUAUUGACCUUUUUGAUAUGAAACAAUUCAAAAGUUCAUUUAAGAAAAUUCUUCAGAGAGCCUUAAAAAACGUAUCAGUCACCUUCAGGGACGCUGAGGAGAAUGCAGUAUGGAUUCGAAUUGCCUGGGGAACACAGUAUAAAAAGCCAAACCAGUACAAACCUACUUACGUGGUGUACUAUUCCCAGACUCCGUAUGCCUUCAUUUCUUCUUCCAGGCUGAGGAGCAGCAUUCCCCUUCUGGGUCAGGCACUGACAGUUGCUAGCAAACACCAUCGGAUUGUGAAAAUGGACUUCAGAAGCCGAUAUCUGGACUCUCUUAAGGCUAUUGUUUUUAAACAGUAUAAUCAGACUUUUGAAACUCACAACGCCUCUACACCUCUACAAGAAAGAAACCUUGGGCUAGAUAUAAACAUGGAUUCAAGGAUCAUUCAUGAAAACAUAAUAGAAAAAGACAGAGUACAAAGAGUGACUCAAGAAAUUUUCGGAGACUAUCCUCAACCAAGACUAGAAUUUGCACAAUAUAAGCUUGAAACGAAAUUCAAAAGUGACUUAAAUAGGGGCAUCUUGGCUGAAAGAAAAGAACCUCUCCGGUGCCUAGUAAAGUUCUCUAGCCCGAAUCUUCUGGAAGCAUUGAAAUCCUUAGCACCAGCAGGUAUUGCAGAUGCACCACUUUCUCCAUUGCUCACUUGCAUACCCCAAAAGAGAAUGAAUUAUUUUAAAAUUAAAGAUAAAUAAAACAUACAUGGUUUAUAAGCAUCACAUCUCCCUGACUAUAUUGCAUACACAUUUCACUUCAUGGAUAGCUGUUUUAGACAUGAACCCUUAAUAUUGACAAUUUUAAAAUGUUCAAUAUAAUUGUUGGGAAUGAUUAUUUCCUCUUCCAUUGUGUGCUCCCUCUUCCUCGUGUCCUGCAAAGCAUAGCAGUUGUGGGUCUUUAAGUGUCAGGAUGUCCUUUUUCUCACACCUGUCUCUCUUCUGUCCUAGAGAGGUCUGGUUCCAAUU